Botrytis deweyae is the source of this 381-nucleotide messenger RNA. RefSeq lists its product as uncharacterized. The transcript has a single exon. Lineage: Eukaryota; Fungi; Ascomycota; Leotiomycetes; Helotiales; Sclerotiniaceae. Bases 1 to 381 code for a protein of 126 amino acids. The record is from RefSeq and is a predicted model, not a curated record.
AUGCCUACAGAAUAUGUUUAUGGUUCCGGUCCGAUACCCCGUAGAGACAACCGAGAUCGUCCAUCUAAACGUGGAGAUAAUCAUCAUCCUGGAUCUGCCACUCAAAGGGCUUCAAUUUCUUCCAACAAAAAACCUUUUAUAACUGAAGACAAUCGCGGCAUUCCUAAUAGCAAAAGACCAAUAGACGUUAAAAAAAUUAAGGACAUUGAUAAUGUUAAGAACAUUAAGAGGAAUGCAUCUCCUCCCCCACAGUCAAAUGAAGGGAAUUCCCGGAGAAGAGAAGGUACACAAGAGAAUCCGAGCACAAGAGAAAGAAAUGGGGGACAUGGGAAUGAUGUGACAAAAGUCUUGAGGAGGAAGGUAGCAUUUGAGAUGAAAUAA